Molecule: messenger RNA, 4633 nt
Organism: Spirodela intermedia
Lineage: Eukaryota; Viridiplantae; Streptophyta; Magnoliopsida; Alismatales; Araceae
Source: the annotation of a GenBank genome assembly
AUGCUGCUGCAAGCGGUGGCAGCUUCCCACCAGCCGGCGCAGCCCCACGAUAUCCUCCUCCGAGCUCCCCCGAAGCGCUUCGGUCGGAGAAGGAUCUUCUUGGACGGGGCGUCCUCCAUUGGCAGAUGCAACCGCUGGAAGCGCAGCUUGGGCAUCGAUGACUACUCCCCUUCAAGGUAUCUCCUCCUCCUCCUCCUCCUCCUCCUCCUCCUCCUCCUUCUGCUCCUUGUCCUGCUUACGGUGCUCGCUGGCGGAUUGGGGCUUACGGAGGGGAGUGAGUAUACAUGAGCAUUUUCCGUGCAAAAGUAUGCCACAGCGGUGAUCUUUUGACGGAGAAUCCGAUUUCUUGUUGAGUUCUUCGUGGUUCCAGCGAAUCUGGGGAUCGUGAUGACGAUCUCGACGAAGCCGUACGCAACAACUUGCCUUCAAUCACCCGGCGGAGAGUGUUGGCUAGCCUGGCCGUCUGCGUGAGCUUACGUCCUUCAAGGUACUUGUCAGGUUCGCUCUUCGUGCGUCAUUCAAUUGACUCCCGCAUUGUCAUUUCCAUCCAUCACGAGUGUACAGGUUGAGAGUAAAUGCAUUCGCAACAAUCAAUUCCAUGGGUUCUACACGUAAAUGAUCAAUGCAAUGUGAUGUCAUAUUCUUCUGACAGCCCUCGCCUUGGGGGAUCCUUCGGUAACCAUUGAAGACGUAUCUCCCACCGUCUACCCCUCUGGGCCGCUCUUUCCGUCCGAGGUUGAUCUCCUUCUUUACUCAAUCAAGGCCCUGAUUUCUGCGCUGCCCCCUCAAAUUACACAAAAUCGUUGACAGGAAAGGAUUGCUAAGCUCUUCGAGAAGAAUACGUAUUCUGUUGUCAACAUAUUUGACGUAACCCUGCGACCUCAGCUUAAUGUAACUGGUGUUGUUGAGGUAUUGGGAUUUCUUUCUGGUGUUUCAUUUUUUUUUCUAGCAUCUUGGCUUUUGGAAAAGAAUAUUGAAAGAAUUUUUCAAAGUUUAUCAUGUGAGCAUUGAUUUCAUAUGGUUACGAAUGGGCUAGGUUCCAGAAGGAAAUGGUUCCGGAAUUGUUUGGGAUGGAGAAGGGCACAUUGUGACGAAUUAUCACGGUAAGCCCAAGUCUAGCUGUAUAUCCCAGUUUUAAUAUACGGCAUGAGAACUGCCUGUUUCACUCCAUGUAGAUUAAUUUGAUCGACUAGUUAUAUCACACUCUUCAUUUCUCUACUAUAAUCUGAUAUUCCUGCACCAUGGGACAAGAACUGAUGAAAAUGUUCUCCGAAUUUCUGCCAGUGGUUGGUAAUGCUCUCUCAAGGAGUCCAAGUAUUGGCCAGGUUGUUGCCCGUGUGAACAUUCUUACCUCUGAAGGGUGAGGGGCUCUGAGCCUUUAUGAUUUCUCGCCAUCUGGUGAUUUACCACCUAUGUGCACUGCCUGUAUUCUAUAACCAUUCAACAUCUAUAAUCCAUUGAUCACGGGCUUGACUUAUUCAAAAGGGUGCAAAAGGAUUUCGAGGGUAAAUUGGUUGGUGCAGACCGUGCUAAAGAUCUCGCUGUCUUGAAGGUACAUUUCUUUCAUCCUCGAUGAGGAACAUAUGAAGGUCUCUUAGACAAUGCGCUUUUGUGAUCUAAUGACUGGUUCUUGAAGUGAAGAGUUCUCCGACAGAGAUGUGGGAAUCAAAGUGUUGUGCUGACUGGCUACCCUCACAAUGAACACAUGAUAUUUGUUCAUCUCGGUAGUUGCCAGCUGAAAAAAAUUGAAUGCGUGUGCAUGCCAUAUCAUCCAUUUUGGCAGACUAUGGAGAAGAACAGUGGUGGAUUUUAGAAACUAUCACCUCUUUUUGUGCGGAUGUUUUUUUUUUUUUGGGUUGUCAUUCUAUCAGAAUGAAGGCUUCUUCUUCCGGAAGAUAAUCUGAUACCUGAAGCAUUUAGCCUGAUAUCCAUGUCCCGGACUCCUGAGACUUCAACCGAAGGUGAUGGAUUCCUCUGCUUCAUUAGAUUCUUCCGAAAUGGCCUUCCCAUGAUUUCAUGGCCCUUCAGCGAAUGAAGUAGGUUUCUUUUUCUUGAAGAUCUUCCAUCUUUGGGGGUUCUAAAAUUCUGAUCCAAAUAACCACAAGUCGGAAAAUUAUGUCCCUAGAUGCACCAAAGUUAAUAAUAUCUGUGAGCCGGAUGAAUAUCUGAUUCUUAUUCUUGAGUUGGUGCCGAUUUUACUGUCCAAUGCACAUCCCCUUUUCGGCUGUAAAAUAUGUGUUUAAAAUACAUAAAUAUAUGCAGCUUCGUGAUCGUUUUAGUGAUAAUAAUUAUAUGCACACAUGGAUGUUCAAGGAAACUGUCCCAGUUUCUUCUGCUGAGAACUGGGCUCCUCAUAUUUUUGUAGCGUGAAUAAUUCUGUGAACUUUCUGUGUGACAGGUGGAAGCUCCAAGCGAUAUUUUAAAGCCAAUCAAUUUGGUGGAGCCAUCUGAUCUAAAAGUUGGGCAGCAAUGUCUGGCCAUCGGGAAUCCAUUUGGUUUUGAUCAUACUCUGACUGUCGGAGUUAUCAGUGGGCUAAAUCGAGAAAUUUUUAGCCAGACGGGUGUAACAAUCGGUGGCGGUAUUCAAACAGACGCAGCAAUCAACCCUGGAAACAGGUGAUAUCUCUGAUCCAUUAUUCCUCUGGCAUCUUAGUUUUUAUCCAUGUUCCCUAGAAUUCCUUAAAAUAUUUUAGAUUGUCUUCUAAUCCCUCUAAAAUAUUCCCCAAGGAUGUUCAAAGGGGAUUAUUUUAAAUAUCUAAAUCGAUGAAAAUAUGUAGGCCAAUCCCGAGUUGCGAUUUCUUUUCCAUGGGCCCUGUAAAACCAUCCUAUCCUACGUUUAUGUGAUCCAAUCGCCGUGCUUAAAUAGCUCUUGUAUGUCGGGUUUCGUCUCUGGAAGCAUUGGACAGUGUGAAGGCUGCAAUAUUAACCACGUAAAUGGAUGCAUUAUUUUUAGUUGGAACUCAAAGUGGAGUUGCAUUCUUCUUCUCCCCAGAUGGAUGCAUUAAUUUACUUGAUUUUAGUCGCCAUAUUUGCAGUUUUUUUUUUUUUUGUUUCCCACCGAAUUAUUUCAUCUGCAGCAUGUCUCAAACUAUGGUUUUCUAAUAUUUUGCAGCGGCGGCCCUUUGCUGGAUUCGAAGGGAAAGAUGAUAGGAAUCAACACCGCCAUAUUCACUCAAACAGGCAGAUCCCUUUCCCAUAUCACUUGUGCUUAUGCUUUAAAAUCUGAGGAGACUUUGCACGAAUCUCACGCAUGAAUGCUGCUACGUUACUCGCCCUUGCUUCUUUGCUGUUCAUUCCGUCGACUGGAUAAUGUCAAACAGCUGUGAUGAAAAGUCAAACCCAUUAUGUCGCAUCAUCUGGGUGGUCCUUCAAUGCAGGGACGUCGGCUGGAGUGGGGUUCGCCAUCCCAUCUUCAACCGUGUUGAGAAUCGUGCCCCAGCUGAUCCAGUUCGGCAAAGUGAGUCGUCAACCCUUCACCCUUUUUUCUUUCUUUGCCCAUCUUGCGCUGCGUCAUGGCUGAGCAGUAGCUCCGGAUUGAUUAUCAGAGAAAUAAACACCAGACUAAUCGCAUGAACACAAGAACAUCAUCAACCCUCGCAUGAACCCUUUUUUGUUGGUCGAUUCCUAUCUGGGUUCUCAUGAAAAGCGGUUCUUUCUCCGUCUUUGCUGGCCGGGGCCCAUUUUUGGAACAAUUGGGCGUUCCCCGGCUCUAUGAGCUGAAUUAUUGAUACAAGUUUAUACAGUAUUUAGGAUUUUCAUCACCCAUUAAUGCCUGUUUUUUUAGAAAGAAAAUGAUGAAUUGAAGGCUUUUUUUUUUUUUUAUAACUGGUAUUGCUUGUAGUUCCUGGCUGGGUUUCUGCAAUCCCUGUGAAGCUUGGGUGGUUUCUCCCAAGAUCGAACAGACGAAGAACUGUUUUUUUUGUAGGCUUUUGUCUCAGAUCUUCAAGGGAUGAGUGCCCUCCUCAACGGAUAAUUUCUCUGUUACCGUGUUCAUAUAUAUUAUAUAUGUAUGCCCUUAUUCUAUCUCAAGAUCCUUGUUGGGCAUCGUCGUGGUGGUGGUGGUGGGAGGAAGGUUAGGGUUUAAGUCCUUGAAGCUUUCUUCUUCUGUCGUGUUCUCUGCAUCUCAGGUCGUCCGCGCCGGCCUGAACGUGGAAAUAGCAUCGGACCUGAUCGCGAACCAGCUGAACGUCCGGAAUGGAGCGCUGGUGUUGCAGGUACGAGCGUUCCUCGCAGCCCGCCCCCCCCACCUACCCACAUCGUCUUCUUCCUCGGAUCGAGCUCACCACCUGGUUUUCCUUCUUCCCCGAAGGUCCCCGGGAGCAGCCUCGCGGCCAAGGCGGGGCUUCUUCCGACGAGCAGAGGCUUCGCCGGUAACAUCGUCCUCGGGGACGUCAUCGUGGCCAUCGACGGCAAGCCCGUAAGCCUCUUCUUCUUCUUCCUCCUUCUCCUGGUAUUCCUGUUCUUCUGUUCCGCUCUGAAUAGGGGUCGCCGUCCUCUUGAGCAGGUGAGGAGCAAAGCGGGGCUGACGAGAGUGCUGGACGACUACGGCGUGGGGGAUAAGAUUCUGGCGAGAAUUCAGAGGGGCGGCGAGACCCUGGAGCUGCCGCUCAUCUUGGAGGAGACGAGCUCAUGA